Molecule: messenger RNA, 1185 nt
Organism: Pediculus humanus corporis (human body louse)
Lineage: Eukaryota; Metazoa; Arthropoda; Insecta; Psocodea; Pediculidae
Product: Acetyl-CoA acetyltransferase, cytosolic, putative
Exons: 7
Coding region: 1-1185 (394 amino acids)
Biological process (GO): fatty acid beta-oxidation
Molecular function (GO): acetyl-CoA C-acetyltransferase activity
Source: RefSeq, a predicted model, not a curated record
AUGACGGUUAUUUUCACACUAGCUUUUUCAUUCAAAAAAAUUCCGUUGGGAAAUUUUUGUGGCUCUUUGUCAUCAUUAAAGGGUUGUCAAUUAGGGAGUAUUGUUAUUAAAGCUGCUUUAGAAAAAGCUAAUAUUAAAGGAGAUGAUGUUUGCGAAAUAAUCAUGGGCCAAGCUCUCGUUGCUGGCCAGGGACAAAAUCCUGCUAGACAAGCAGCAAAAGGAGCUGGAAUUCCUUAUAGUGUGCCUGCAUUUAAUGUCAGCAUGCUUUGUGGAUCUGGACUGAAGGCUAUCAACCUUGGUUAUCAGGUGAUUUCCUGUGGUGAGGCUGAUAUCGUGGUCGCAGGGGGACAAGAAUCGAUGAGUCAAGCUCCUCAUGCUAUUCAUAUGAGAAAUGGAGUUAAAAUGGGAAAUGCAGACUUCACAGAUACCAUGUUACAUGAUGGUUUAAUAUGUGCUUUUCAUAAUAUUCAUAUGGGAAACACAGCCGAAAACAUAGUCAGCAGAUAUUCGAUUACUAGAGAAGAACAAGAUAAAUUUGCAGUAGAAUCUCAAAAAAAAACUUUUGAAGCUCAAAAUAAAAAAUUAUUUAAUAAUGAAAUAGUGCCAGUAACUUAUACUGUGAAAAAUAAAAGUUUUACUUUAGAACAUGAUGAAUUUCCAAAAUCAAACAUGACAUUAGAAUUACUUUCACAAUUUAAACCAGCUUUCCUUAAAAAUGAAGGUUCAGUAACUGCUGGAAAUUCUUCAGGAAUCAAUGAUGGAGCUGCAGCAGUAGUUUUAGUAUCUGAAAAACAAUUAAAAGAAAAAAAUCUUAAACCGUUAGCAAAAAUUAUCGGAUUUGCUCAAGCUGGGAUUGAGCCUAGCGUUAUGGGACUUGGACCUGUACCUGCUGUUAAAAAUCUGUUAAAAAAAGUCGGAUGGAAUUUAGAUGAAGUCGAUUUAUUCGAACUUAACGAAGCUUUCGCUGCUCAAUCGAUAGCAGUAAAUAGAGAUUUAAAAGUUGAUGAAAACAAAGUUAAUGUUAAUGGAGGUGCCAUCGCACUGGGACAUCCCAUAGGUGCUUCAGGAUGUAGAAUUGUAGUCACAUUGAUUCAUGCAUUAGAACAAAGAAAUAAAAAAAAAGGAAUUGCUUCUCUUUGUAUCGGUGGAGGAAUGGAAGAUUUGUUUUAUCAACAUUUCAUAUGA